Messenger RNA from Suillus paluster, 4472 nucleotides. RefSeq names its product inositol hexakisphosphate-domain-containing protein. The transcript is spliced from 33 exons. NCBI's taxonomy places the organism in Eukaryota, Fungi, Basidiomycota, Agaricomycetes, Boletales, Suillaceae. Bases 70 to 4326 code for a protein of 1418 amino acids. The record is from RefSeq and is a predicted model, not a curated record.
GUGAUACAAGUGGACCUUCAAAUUCACGUAUUGCAACCAGCUGCUAGCUUGUUUCCGGUCUCAUCGCGGAUGGAUAACCCAACUCCCCCUUUUGCGUAUCCCGAAGUAAGCGCUAUGCAUACCAGUCAGCGUCGCCGUCUGGCGACAACGUUAUCAGUGGACGGCGUGAUCGGACGUCCUGCAUCAGUACCUUUGGUGGGCCGUUCGGCUCCCCAAUUGGUGUCUGCAGGUGUAGAAGCCCUCAAGACAUCUCGUGUCGCCAGCGAAUCGAAGAUAUCGAUGACAGGAACACAAGCCGUUGCACCUCUUGAUCUCAUGGGCAAUCUGAAGCGAGCAGAACCAUCCGUUGUCAAAACGAGAUCGGGAAGCGUGUUAUCCCGAGGCUUCAUCUUGAAAACAGAUUAUUAUCCGUCUGGCCGAGCCCUUGAUCUCGACUUGAAUGUCCAUGGUGCCCCCAACUUCAGGGCAUCACGGCCAGGCAAUACAAAUGUUUUCGGAGUUGCACAACCACGCACACAAGGUCUACGAGCAAUACUCUCUGUUUUGCGCUGUCGUCCUGGUACUACCAGUCCGUCCCAUGUCGUUUGGUUUUCUACGCGGGAAGAACCGAUCGUGUAUAUAUCAGGGCGACCCUUCGUCUUGCGCGAUUCCGCUGAACCACGAAGCCCUCUGUCAUUAUCCGACAGAGCUGAAAAUCUAGAAGCCAUUGAAGAACGUUUGAAAAACGACAUCUUACAGGAAUCAGCAAAGUAUGGUGGCCUAAUAUUAACUCACAACGAAUUGCCUGCCGAGAGCGGGGCAGGCGCCAUUUUGCCCACCUGGACUCAUGUUGACAAUGUCAACGUAAGAACAUCACGAGAGCUCUGGGAGCAAAUGCGUGCAGAUGGAUGGAAUGUAGAGUAUCACCGUAUCCCCAUAUCCCCUGACCGUCCUAUUGAGGACAACUAUCUAGAUGCGUACCUGCGCGUUAUCAAAAACACAGAUCCAGUACGGAGUGCCCUUGUAUUUUCUUGUGGCAUGGGUGCCGUGCGAACUACAUUUGCCAUGGUCGCUGCCGUGAUCGUCAGGAGAAAAAUGCUGCUCGCUAGGGGCUUAGAAGAUCCAUACGCGAGUAGAUCAUCUUUCUUGAGCAAUUUGGGUAAUGGGGCCCAUAAGAUAGGUGACGGCAGCCCCGGUAUCAGUACGCCUACAAAUCAGGUAGCCACUGAUAUCAAGCUAGCUCAAGCACUGGAAAAUGCCAGUGUACAGCAGGACCAAAAUAAGUCACUUUUACGAUUGACAUAUGUCUUGCAGCGACAUCUCCACUCACAGUCCGUAAUUGCCUUGCUCAUGGCGCAACCCACGCUCUUGGAGAACUUGCGCAAAGCGCACCAGGGCAACUAUGGCGUAAUACUGAGUUUGCUUGGAUGUUUAGAUCAUGGCCUACAGGCUAAGAAACUGGUUGACCGUGUAAUCGACGCAUGCGAUCAUGUCACGAAUCUUCGGGAAGAUAUACUCACCUACAGGGUCAAGUAUUCCCUCACAACAGCCGAUGGGGAUGAAACCAAACGAGAAGAACUUUUAUCCAAGGCUCGAAGAGCGCUGGAGAAAUAUUUCUUCAUGAUCACCUUUGCGAGCUACGUGGAUUCUGUCCAAGACUUUGAGAUGACCUUUUCGGAUUGGCUGAAGGCGAGAACGGAAAUCUGGAAUCAGGUCAUGUUCCUCCGGAAGACAUAUGGUUCGAGGCUAAACAUUUUCGCGCCUGUCAAUGAUCUCUCCAUUUUGUCGAGAUCCGGAACAGAAGAUAAGUCCCUCGUAGCUGGACAGAAAAAUGAUGUGGAGAUUGCCGGAGGACAGCUACUCGGUGAUGAGUAUAGUGACCACGUUGUCAAGAAUCGGAGCGGCAUUAUUUUGCGAGAGACCACGCUUCUCAAGUCAGACCAGUGGCUUUCAGAGUCUUAUCGUGUUUCUGACUCAGUCCGCGGGGCGAUAAACUUUCGUAACAUACCCGGGACAAACAUUUAUGCGAGUGGGCAACCGACUGAAUCCGCAGUCGAUGAGGUUGUGCAUCGUGUCAAAGAAGCACACCCGGAUGUAAACAAAGUUGUGUGGGUGACAUUGAGAGAGGAGCCCAUUGUUUAUAUCAAUGGCGCGCCUUACUGUCUAAGGCGAGAGCGUUUCUCGCUCCGGAACAUGAAGGAUUAUGGAGGAAUUUCUGCAUCCAGACUGGAAGUCUUGGAAGAGCGUCUCAAAGAUGAUGUCCUUGCGGAGCUCGAAGCGUUUGGGGGAAGGUUGCUCCUUCACACAGAGACCCCAGAUGGGUCUGUGAUUCCCAUCUGGGAAGAAGUACACACUUCAAAUGUUGCGGUGCUCAAGGACAUUAUGGCAUCCCGCAAAUCUGGACAUGGCCUCGAUCUCCAAUACGUUCGGAUUCCGAUCACAUCUGAGCGCCCUCCUGACUUCGCGGACAUCAGUGAGCUUAUGGACCUUGUUCUUCGAGCGGACUCCUCUAGUACGGUUAUGGUUGUCAAUUGUCAGCUUGGACGAGGAAGGAGCACUCUGACUUCGGUGUUGAUUAUCCUCAUUCAACAAUGGCUGAAGGAGAGUCGUGCGCUUCCUCAGCGGUCGCCUCGAACGAAGCCUCGCUCUUUGUCAAUGUCGAUGACUUCUGACAUGUUUCAGGAUGAGCCCGCAAAUAAGCGCCACUCAUAUCAGAUCAUCAAUAAUCUCCUUCGGAUCGUCCGGAAAGGCCCUGCAGUCAAGAAUACUGUUGACGAGGCCAUUGAUCGAUGUGCGAUUGUCAUGAAUCUCCGAGACUCCAUCGAAGACGAGCGUAUUUUGGCUGAGGAAGCGACUGAAGAGAAGCAAAAGCGCAUACAUGCGUCUAAAGGGCUGCACAAUUUGCGACGCUACUUUGAGCUCAUUCUGUUCCAGGCUUAUCUGCAAUCUACCGAGCCAGACACGAUGCAGUCAUUUGAAACAUUCAAGAGUUUCAUUGAGAAUCGACCAGUCAUCAAAACGUUCGAGAAGGAACUCGUUGCGGAAGGCUUGCAUGCCCUCAAACCGCUUGAGCGCGCGGACGUGAAUGAGAGUGUUGCUCGCCCGGAUGAAGUCAAGCAAGUAGUAGUCAACCGAUCCGGCGGCAUCCUCUCCGCAUCUACGAUCCUCAAGAGCGACUUCUUUUCCAACCUGCAAAAGAUGACGCUUCCGGAGAGGAUCGAAGGCUCUCCUAAUUUCCGUCGUGUGCCGCUGACCUUGAAGCUGGCUUCUUCUCGGAGUUCUUCUCCUAUAGAUCCGGCUGAUGAGAAGAUGGUGUGCGGAAGCGGAAUGCCUACAGUUCAAGGUUUGCGGCGAGCCCUAGCACGUGUUGAUGCUGAUCCACAAGGACAUGGUAUGGUGUAUUGGACAUCCUUGCGAGAGGAACCGGUCCUUUAUAUUGCCGGCCGGCCGCAUGUUCUGCGAAUCGUGGACAAGCCACUCGAAAACGUAGAAGCAACUGGGGUCACAACUGCCAUGGUGGAAGCUAUGGAAGAACGUUUCAAGAAAGAUGUCAUACGUGAGGUCAGAAUGGGUGAUGGACGCAUCCUUUUGCAUGAUGAGGUCGAGGAGCGGCCCGGCGUGUUUUCUAUUAUACCCAUAUGGGAGACGGUGGAUGAAGAUGAUAUCAUGACCCCAAGAGAUGUUUUCAAUCUUAUGGCUAAGGAGGGAUUCAAGAUCAAUUAUGAUCGAGUUGCUAUCACUGACGAGCAAGCGCCGUUGCCUGAUGCUCUGUCACAAUUACUGGAACGUGUCCAGAGUGGACACUCUGAGGCGGACGACUUCAUAUUCAAUUGUCAAAUGGGCCGUGGUCGCACGACUACGGGAAUGGUCACAGCCUGUUUAAUAUCGACGACAAUGAAUUGGCAAGGCGAAGAGAACUACUUUGAUGCACCGGAAGACCCCAACUUGACUGAAUACGACAGCAUUGAUGGUCCUUCGGAGGAGCAGGCUUACCUCCAAGGGGAGUACAAGACUAUAUUGCAGCUUGUCGGCGUCUUGUCUCACGGCAAAAUCGCAAAGCGCUUGACGGACCGUGCCAUUGAUCUUAUGCAGGACGUGCAGAAUCUCCGCAAGUCGAUAUAUGACUACAAACUCAAGGUAGAGGCGCUAGAAAAGGGAAGUGCCAAGCAACGGAAGUUGAUGAACGUUGCGGUGAACUACCUCUAUCGCUAUGGCACGCUCAUCGUGUUUGCAAACUAUCUCAUUGAAAUACGGGAGAUGCAAGGAAGGGAGACGAGAGGGUUUUCGGAUUGGCUGCGAGAACAUAGAGAGAUUGCAAAACUGCUGGAGAGGAGGUCGUUGGACUGAGGAUGGGCGCCCUCUCCGUGACGAUACUGAUGAUCUGAUGACGACGACGAUACUUAUACCAUGUUGCACAGGCUUAGUAUAAUUGUUGAUGAUAUGAAGUUGUACCUUGUUGCGUGCGCAGCACCGCGGCACCCGUAUGCCUGUCA